Molecule: messenger RNA, 906 nt
Organism: Sabethes cyaneus
Lineage: Eukaryota; Metazoa; Arthropoda; Insecta; Diptera; Culicidae
Exons: 1
Coding region: 1-906 (301 amino acids)
Source: RefSeq, a predicted model, not a curated record
AUGACCUGCAAGCGUUGUCAAAAAAAGGUGUCCAAGGCUGAUACCGUAGUCUGUCGUAGAUAUUGUGGCGCCACGUUCCAUGCAAUCUGUGUUAAUGGUGAUGUACCUCUUCGACAGAAUCUGGAACUGUACCACAAUAAUCUGUUUUGGUUAUGCGACGGAUGCGCGAUGCUGUUUUCUAACGCACACUUUCGUACGUUGUUGACUGGAUUUGAUGAAAAAAUUUCCGCUAUGCCAACAGCUGUCCAAUCUGUGCAGGAGGAAAUAGAAAAGCUGAACAGCAACAUGAAAGUUUUGUCUGCUAAAGUAGAUGGAAUCCCCACUACACCUACACCAUUCUCCUCGCCGAAUCCUUGGCCCGCCAUUCAUCGAUCAAAUCGCGCUAUGAAAUCAGCUAAACGUCUCCGUGAUUCCGAUGGAAAUUCGAUUACCAUAGCUGAUGACCCGAUCAAGGUGGGAACAAAAGUGACUAGUGCAAUUUCUUCAAUUCGCUUGGAUCCCCGGUCCGAAGAUGACCUAACAUGGAUCUACUUAUCAGCUUUUCAUCCGAACACGACAAAAAGGCAGAUAGCUUCAUUUGUCUCUGAGUGCCUGGAACUGCCAGCAAACGUAAAACUCAAAGUGUUCAAGCUGGUCCCUAGAGGAAAGGAUUUAAAUACGCUUAAUUACGUCUCCUUUAAAAUUGGAUUAAGCGGGCGAUUUAAAGAAAAAGCGCUAUCUUGCGACUCAUGGCCCGAACAUAUCCGGUUUCGGCAAUUCGAAGACAAUCGUGCAAAAAACUUACCGAGGGUGGUCAGUCUAUCUCUAGCGGAAUCCCCUGGAACGACAACUUCAUCAGCUACGAGUUUGCCGAGCAUGGAAGUAGAAGAUCUACUAGUUUGCCAGGACGCACGCAACGAGGCAUAA